This is a messenger RNA of Megalobrama amblycephala (Wuchang bream), 4561 nucleotides long. It is a transcript of the gene smap2, whose product is annotated as small ArfGAP2. Lineage: Eukaryota; Metazoa; Chordata; Actinopteri; Cypriniformes; Xenocyprididae. Gene Ontology annotation, biological process: regulation of clathrin-dependent endocytosis. The record is from RefSeq and is a predicted model, not a curated record. Gene Ontology annotation, molecular function: GTPase activator activity. The coding region runs from base 513 to 1769 and encodes 418 amino acids. The transcript is spliced from 10 exons.
UCUAGAAAUUACACAAAGGGGUUGUAAUUCACAUCGAGCAGCGAACAUCACGACCGCAAUUGUCCAUCAGAUGCUGAAUGUAGUCGAGAUCUUUAAAUACUGAAUGUUUUAAACAGCACAUGUCUGCCGUCCAUUAGCAGACACAACAGAGGCAGUGCUGUGACUAGCGCAGCUGAGAUGAGUAACGUUAAUACUGAAGUGUAGCGGUUGAACGUGCUCGAUGUGUCUCUGAUACUGCGGGUGGAAAGUUGGGUGUCAAGGACCAGCGAAUGUACAGAGGGGAAUAUGGUGUUUUUAUAUGAUCCGUGGCUCACAGCUUUUUCCUCUUCCUGUUAAGAUUAGCGGAAGCCAGCAGUACAGUAGUGGUUUUUUCUCUUCAUCUACAGCAGCCGGUUGUGGCUGUCAGUGAUCCGCUUCCCGGUGUUUCAUUAACGGACAGACAUCUGAACAUCUUCUCAGCGGCUUUGGACUAUUACAGACCAGAUAGAUCAGUGAGAUACUUAUUUCUGAAGAUGACGGGCAAAUCAGUCAAAGACAUUGACCGCUAUCAGGCUGUUCUCACAUCUCUUCUCGCCUCAGAGGAAAACAAGUUUUGCGCUGAUUGUCACGCCAAAGGUCCCAGAUGGGCAUCCUGGAAUCUUGGAAUCUUCAUUUGUAUCCGCUGUGCGGGAAUCCACCGGAAUCUUGGUGUGCACAUAUCACGAGUUAAAUCUGUAAACCUGGACCAGUGGACUCAUGAGCAGAUACAGUCUGUUCAGGAGAUGGGGAACGCCAAAGCUCGGCGACUAUACGAGGCCUUUUUACCAGAGUGCUUCCAGCGCCCAGAGACAGACCAAGCUGCUGAGAUUUUUAUCCGUGACAAAUACGAUAAGAAGAAAUAUAUGGAUAAAUGCAUUGACAUCCAGUCCUUUAGGAAAGAAAAGAGUGAGACCGUAACGAAAGAGGCUCCUGUUGUUUUUGAAAAGAUGAAGCUGAAAAAAGACGAGCCACAGCCAUUCAAAAACAGUCCAAAGAAGCAGUCACAGUCUGUUAAUGACUUACUAGGGCUAGAUGCCCUAGCUCCUCAAGCUCCCGUGUCCAAUGGCAAACAGAGCACUGAAAUUAGUCCCGCCCUCGACCUCUUCACCUCUAUGCCUGCUGCCGUCAGCAGCUCAAACUCCGCCAGGAGCACGCCUAGCUCAGGGUCCAUGCCCACUGGACGGGUAGCAGCAUCAGUGCCCGAAAACCUCAGCCUGUUCCUAGAUCCCCCCACCAAAAGCGAGGACAGCGGAAAGAAGAUGUCAAAGGACUCAAUCUUGUCCCUGUACAGCAGUACAGCUCCACAAACAAACAUGGCCGCUCAUGCUGGCAUGUAUAUGGGAGCAACUCAGAUGGGCUAUGUCCCUGCUGCAGGCUACGGCCAAUACCAGGCCCUGGCUGCGCAGCAGGGCAUGAUGGGGCCUAUGAUGGCUCCACAGAUGAACAUACUGGGACAGGCGGGUGUCAUGCCGCAGACCGGAAUGGCAGCUGCUCCUCCGUACAUGGCAGGGGUGCAGGGGGGCGUAAUGGGAAUGCAGAAUGGGAUGAUGGGAAGCAUGGCAGCAGUUCCUCAGCAGGCAUAUGGAGCACAGCAGGCCCAACAGAUGCAGUGGAACAUCAGCCAGAUGACUCAACACAUGGCAGGAAUGAAUUUCUACAGUGCCAAUAACGUGAUGGGAUACGGGCAGUCCAUGGGCGGAGCGGCUGCUCCAGGUUCAAAUCAAAUGCUUGGGUCACACGUGUGGAAAUGAUGAUGUCAUAAAGAGAGAGAGUGGGACAGCGUGUCUGAAUUGGGUGGGCUGGGUUUGCGCCACGACUGACUGACAGCAGAAGGGGAACAGAUUGUAGGAGCAAACACGUUGGGGAGUUGAUUGCAAUCGAAGCAAAGUCUCUACCUCCCUCAUUCUCAGAGCCAGAUUUUCAUGCUUGCCUUCAAACAAUCACAUACUCAGAGAGAGAAUAGAGGUUUUCUUCACAAGGUAUGGUGCAUAUGCAGCGUAUGCUCCUCUCAGCAGAAUGUCACACGAUUCACAGACGUUCCUAAAUGAUGUGUUUUUGCUACAUCCGCUUGAGGAUUUGGUUUUCUAUUCUCUCUUUUAUCGGUCACCGUGAUUUUACCAAGUCGGACUUGUUCCUGGAUCAACAUAUUUUGUUGAUCCUGGAACAACAUUCGUAAGUCUGAAUUAAGGGUGUGUUCACACUUGUAGGUCGGUUCUCUUGGUUCUUAAAAUAGAAAACAAUACAUUUAGUCUUGGUUCACUUUGUGUUCACACUAGCUGCGUCCGAAAUUGAAUACUUCUCUACUGUAUAGUAUGCAAAAAACAGUACGCCAACAGAGUAGUAUGUCCAAAUUCAUAGUAUUCGAAAAACAGUAGUCGAACAGUCCCCGGAUGACCUACUAUUGCCGGCGAGAUUCUUAAGUGUGCAUUCGAUGGAUACUUUACUAUCCCAUGAGGCCAUGGGAGAGGAUUUAUGAAUGGAGGGGAAGCGACGUAACUAACGCCGAUAGGUCACAUGAUAAUGAUAACAUGGCGGAUGUAGCAUGUCUGGAUUACAUUCAUACUCCCCCCCCAUUCAUACUAUAUAGAACAUACUGUCGCAAAGUAAGUUCAAAUUCAAAUGUAGUACCUACUCAGACAGGGGGGGUAAAAAUCACGUUCCGGGGGGUAGAAUUCACGUUUUUGGCAUUCCAGUCCCGCCUUCUAAAUAAGAGCCAGUAGUCGAUUGGUAAAGUCAUCGCGUCAUUCAAAGAGAUAGGAGCUGCACUUGCAUGCCUGAAAGGCGUUUCAAAGAUGGCCGCAGAGUGAAACAACUUGUCUUAAAGGGACUUUGCCUGUACUGAACAAUAAUGGUCAACAUCGCAACUAUGAUGAGAAAAUACAGGUAUGCUUGAGCAUUCUGUCCUUUUUAGGGUCGCAUCUUGUGACAUCAUGUCCUGUUUUUGGUUCGUUUACAUGUACUUGGUCCACGUUCAUAUCAUUGAACCACACCAGAGUUCAUUUGGAAUCAGAUCGAGACCCAUCUUUUCAGGGGUCUCGGUCCGCUUGUUUGGUGCGCACCAGGGUUUGGAUGGCAGCGUUCACACUUAUUCAAAUGAACCGCACUAACAGAGCAAUCUCACCUGGGUUUGUUUUAAUCGAAGCAAACAUGCCAAGUGUGAACACACCCUUAGUCCUAACCCUAUGAGGGAAAUGAUAGGUGAAUAACACUGAUGUAGAAGCACUUAACCCUGGUUGUAAGCCUAAACGUGACAUAAACUGUAAACUUUUCCGUCAGAUCUGAUUGGUUGAUUGAAAUAUUGUUCCAGGAUCAACAAAGAUGUUGAUCCAGGAACAUGGUUGUACUUGGUGAAAUCACGUUCACCCUGUUUUAUCAGUGUUAAGUUGCAGUCAAAUUUACCAUUGUUCAGCAGAUUUUUUUUUGUGGGCAAAAUCCAGUCAGUUCAAUAGGAAUCCACGUGAUCUGGAAUUUUGUGUGAGGGCAGCAUUUUCGAGUUGGUUGAGUGAAUUCACCACGUUUACCAACAGAAACCUGCAAUGGACCUUUUUUGCCUGUGAAAAUUGGCAGAAAUUUCAUUAUUGCGACCUCUCCUUUAGUUUCAAUUAACGACGGUUGUUUCAUUUUAGACACUUGAUCAUAAAGAUACACGUGUAACGCAGGCUAUACGUCUCAUCAAAAGCAUGUUUGCAGUCAUAAAUGAGCAGCUGGAAGUCAUUUUUGUUAGUAAAAGUCUUAAACUUUACUACUGAGGAAAAUGUCUGUUUUAUGUCUCUGCUAUCAGGUUCUGCAAACCUACGAAUGAUACUCUUGUAUUGUCGUCUUUCUAACGCACAGGGUACAACUAAGCCACUUUGACUUUGCUUUCCGUCUCACUCGCUCUCAACUCAGGAGAAAUAAAGGCUUGGGAGGAUGAGGGUUCUCACAUCCAUCUCAUAGCAGGACAUUUACAUUCAGCCAAAGAUUUAUUAACGCUUAGUAGUCGGCACAGAUCUUUGGAAUGACACGUUCUAGACGGAUCCAUGCUGCUUUGCAUCGUUUCAGAGCAUUGCGGUUUGACCUCAAGAGUUUAAUGGCACCAUUGAUUGUAUUGUGCACUGCUUUUUUCCCUCAUUACUGAGUGCAGGGUCACCGCUGGCAGAGAGAAUGAAAUUUUGGGACACUCAGGCUGCAGUUUGGACCGAGACCAAAUGAAUGUUUCACUCUGACUGCUGCCCGAAGAGCAGAAUUUGCCAUGGCCACUGUGUGAAGUUCAUUCAAAGCAGUCAGCUUGGGGUUUCAUUGACUUUGUUCGCUGUUUGUUUGAGCCUAACAUCUACUUUUAAAGUAACCAAAUGUGAUGAGCUUCACUCUUGAUCUUAUUUUAAACUAGAGCAUGUGAAAAGGAGAAACUAAGACCCCUUUAAAAUGACUACUUCCCUGGUGAACAACUGGUUUGCUGGUCUGGUUUACUGGUUUCAGGCAGGUUUUAGGCACUCGUCAGCUGGUCAGGCUGGGAGACCAACUAGCCAACAGCAGCUUGGCCUGGCUGGAAUAACAACAAGAC